Molecule: messenger RNA, 1369 nt
Organism: Coregonus sp. 'balchen'
Lineage: Eukaryota; Metazoa; Chordata; Actinopteri; Salmoniformes; Salmonidae
Source: the annotation of a GenBank genome assembly
GCAUUUUGUAGUACGGAAGCGUGGUUUACUUGUCGAAAUGGCCGAGGUGGAUAUCGAGGAAUUCAUUGAACAAAACAGGCAUUUGGCCGAGCUUGUAGAUACAUAUCGUGGCAUCUCAGAGAGUGAAAAACAAUGGAAGGCCAGGAGGGAAUUCCUAUUCAGAAAUAUAAACGACUUUGAGGACCCACACAUUGACCAGCUGCUAGCAUUGUCCAUGGUAUGGGCCAACAACGUGUUUCUUGGCUGUCGGUGAGUAAACAAUAAUACACAUCACGUGCAUUGACUACUGGUACUUGAGUUGUUAUUUAGCUAAAAUGCCUUCUAGCAUACCAUCAUGUACCUAAUGUGUGGCAUGCAAUGUAACUAACUGCUGUUUCUGCAUGCUCUCUCAGAUACAGUCCAGACCUCCUGGAGAAAAUGAAGGAAAUGGCUGAAGGAAUUGUGGUGGAGGAUGCUCCUGUUUUCAAAACCAGAGAUGAGGUCAUGAAAAACCAGGUAAGUUCUAUUUCAUACCAAAAUAAUGCCUCAUCUUCUUGUCUUGUCUUAGACUAGGCCUUCCAACAUAUUACUUUCUCCUAUCCACUUAAUUUAGGUCAUUCAGGUCAGUGAUCACAGACACAGACCAAAGGAAACGAGGCAAGUUAACAGUGUUAGGACACACCACUAUAACCAUUCUCUCUCCCUCUCCUUCAGAAACGAUGAUUGGAGGACCUGCUCUGUUAUGGAUGGAUUACCUUACUGUCCAACUUACUCUUUCCAGAUACAUAUGAUUUUGAAAUGUUAUUUUAUUAACAUGCAAGCUUCUUAUAGGUUUUUUAUCAUGUAUUACGACAAAUGUAACAUAAGCGAUUAACUUUUGAAACAUUUUAUAUAUUAAAAUCAUUUUAGUUGAUUGGCCUGCUUCAAUAUCUAAUGUACUCGAUCGACAAUUCCCAUUAUCUGAAUAACAUUGGUGAGAACAUGUUGAAAUAAUAAACAUUGUAAAGCCAGGAAUGUGCAUGUGAUGAGUUACAAUUUUUACAUAAUCUCCUGAGAGUGCCGCCUUGCACCUCACUUUAAAACCAAGGGAGGUGUACAGAAAAGGGCUUUCCAUGUGGUCUUCACUCAUCCCUCAGUUCUCCCUAAUUAUCCCAGAGUGAACCUCAAUUGUAUUUCCUUGAUUCCACCCCUUACCGCCUCCUCAAAACCUCAAUCUUCUGCUCCAAUGUGCUUUCUAAAGUCUAUGCUGGUAUAUGGCCCUGAUGCUUGCCCACUGGGCAGUAAGGGGAACACAGCCCCCUGCUUGCCAGGGAUGAUCCAGAUCAGUCUGCUCUACUACCUCGGUCUAGCCAGUAUUUAUACUGACUAAAAAUAUAAACGCAACAUGUAA